Macrosteles quadrilineatus (aster leafhopper) is the source of this 799-nucleotide messenger RNA. RefSeq names its product cytochrome b5 domain-containing protein 1-like. The transcript has a single exon. NCBI's taxonomy places the organism in Eukaryota, Metazoa, Arthropoda, Insecta, Hemiptera, Cicadellidae. The record is from RefSeq and is a predicted model, not a curated record. Bases 40 to 774 code for a protein of 244 amino acids.
CGUUUUGGGCUUUGUUUUUUACAUUACCUUGUUUACGAAAUGUGUGAAAACGACUGUUUAACUUUCAAGCUAACUUGCAACCAGAGAAAACCAACCAGCCGGUUCGAUGAACUGAAGUCAAAAUUGAAAAGGAAGACUCUUCCUUUCUUUACCCCUAAAGAAGUCGUCGUGCACAACAGCGAGAAUGAUUGCUGGGUUAGUUUUCUGGGGAUUGUGAGGGAUUUGACACCUCUCGUUCGAGAAUAUCAGGGAACUAGAGAAGUAAUGCCUGUGUUAGCGUUCGCUGGUAAAGACAUUUCCCACUGGUUCGACCCCAGAACAGGAGAAAUUAAGCAUCACAUUCAUCCAGUGACCGGAGUGCGAGUGCCUUACACACCUCACGGGCCUGUCCCUCAUGUACUUCCCCAGGUACCUUCCUCGGAAUGGAGACCCCUGGACACUCUCCCGUGGUGGUUCGACGUGGACCUGGUCGUGGGGUAUGUAACCCGCGCCGCUCGACCUAUCAGGAUCAACAACAAACUCACCGGGGAGGAGGUGACCUUGGAAGUCUGUUCGGAAGACACCCUGGACAGGAUACUGCAGCGAUACUCUAUGUUCAACUCGUCAGCUACAGGGUACACGUGGAAGUACGAGACGAGAACUCUCAACUCUACAUGGACCUUGGAUGAGAACGGUAUACCAGACAUGAGGCUCAAGUUGAGACAGUUGAGACUUCCUGAAGACCUGUACGUGCCUUGUUUGAUGCUAUACUUUAACGAUGAUCAUCGCGAUUAAAAUCAUUAAUUCGGACUUAUUUGAA